Messenger RNA from Medioppia subpectinata, 3359 nucleotides. The record is from the annotation of a GenBank genome assembly. Lineage: Eukaryota; Metazoa; Arthropoda; Arachnida; Sarcoptiformes; Oppiidae.
AUGAAAGGAAAGCCAUUUCGUGGCGGAGAGGUCGGAAUGGCUGUUCCCGAUAGCAUCUGCACUGCCAAAGCUGUUGGCGUCAGCCAAGACUCCAACAUUUAUGAACCACAUUUAGUGGCCUCUACUGUCACUCAUAUGUUGGGCCAUAACAUAGGUAUGGGUCACGACGAGGACUCCAAGGAUGACAACAACAACUGCAAGUGCAGCGAUUGGUGGGGGUGUAUAAUGGCUAAGAAUAUAUUAGGCGAGGAUCGUAUCCAACCGUUUCACUUCUCGCAGUGCAGUUUAGAUGACUAUAACAAUGCCCUACAGAUCGGACACGGGAUCUGUCUGUUUAACAAACCGAACCAAUUGGAGGACUUCCGGUCGUGCGGUAAUGGAGUGAUCGAAGAGGAGGAGGAAUGCGAUUGCGGCAGCUUUCAGGAGUGCAUUGAAAAGGAUCCGUGUUGUGACCCAAUCACAUGCAAACUCAGACAAGAAGCCGAGUGCUCGACCGGUCCGUGUUGUGUCAACUGUAAGUUGAAAGGAUUGGGUCACGUCUGCAGGAUUUCCAACGAUGAGUGCGAUUUGCCUGAAGUAUGCGAUGGCAAGAGUGGGAAAUGCCCGUCGGAUAUAUUCAAGAAAAACGGAAACAUCUGUUUGGGUGGAAAGGGAUUCUGUUUCCACGGCGAGUGUCCGACACUCGAUAACCAGUGUUCAGUCAUAUGGGGAAAGGGGUCGCGAGCCUCAGAGCUUAUCUGUUUCCAGCAGUUCAACGCUCAGGGAACCAUUCGGGGCAACUGUGGCCAAGACACCAAUGGCAACCACUUGAAGUGCACUCAAGAGAAUCUGAUGUGCGGUUCGCUUCAGUGCCAACACGGAAAUCAGGUGCCCUUCUCUAAGGGCAUGGAUAAGGAGUACUCGCGGACAAUGGUCUACACGAAUGGCGCUGAGUUUGAGUGCAAAGUCGCCCGCGGGUCCAUUCGGGCCGACAUCGCAGACAUGGGUCUCAUUCAAGACGGCACUAAGUGUUCAGACAAUAAAAUUUGUGUGAAUCAAACGUGUAUUAGUAUAGACUUAUACAUAGAACCGGGCGAUUGUAUGACCAAUAAUGUCGCGCUCACGUGCUCUGGACAUGGAGUCUGUUCAAACGUCAAUUCGUGCGCCUGUGAUAACGGAUGGACGGGUAGUGACUGCAGCGAGAAGUCCACUUACAUCAUGACCACACCCGAGCCCACCGAAGCCAUACCCGUUACCCCCAAAUCCAAUGAAGCGCUGACGACCCCCAAGACUAUAUCAGAACUGAUCAAAGAGACCACAUUAACAAAAGAAUAUGAUAACAAGAAAAAGUCUUUAAGUGCCGCUUAUUUGGUUAUGAUUUUAGUUUCAAUCGUUGGCGGGAUUUGGCUGAAAAUUCAAUUCUCCGAAAAGCGGCGAAGUUUAAUGCCUGGAAAGGCAGAAAGGGCUCAAUUAAAGAAACAGUUAAAUAGAAAGGGUUCCGGAGCUGUCAAUGAAAACGAUCCGUUCAAUGAAAACGUGUCCAGAAUUAUAACGUUUGGAAGUAUGCCGUCGUAUAGAGAAGAUAAGAUGCAAGAAAUGAAGAGACAUAAGGAUAGCCUUCGCAACGACUCCCAGAACGAUAUGGAAGCGCACAAUAGGCUACUCAACGAGACCUCGCAAUUCAUUGAGUUGUCGCCAAACAAUUUGUCCAAAAUGGGUCAUCACGUGGCGCCCGAAAAGGGGAUUCUCAAACACAUGGCCGCUAUGGCCGCCGCCAGCGCUGCCGGUGCCGCUCAGUCCGACACCAAUCACAUGAAUGAGCGGUGGAAUGAUUUGAGUCCAUCCGACGGCCAGGAAAGCCAUUCAGACAAUAACCGCAAUAGCGAUGCGUUCAGUGAUAUCGAGCGACUCAAAGGCAUGAAUGGCUAUCACGAAGAGAUGUUGGAAGCGCUACAGUCGUCGAGUCGAGAUCUGGGCCGACACACCAGCCCUUCAUCAGAUGCCGCCAAAAAAGCCUUCUUAGACUCAAUCCCUGAAUACGGAGGUUUGGGUCAUUUGAAAGCUACUGAUUCUCAAGUGAGCGGAUCCGAUGACGAUUCUGUGCCUCCAUGCGGUCCGAUUCGGAUCAGAAAUCUCGAAGACUUGUUGAGACAAUUGGAGAAACAAAACCUUCACUCGACUGGUCUGUCGCCGUGCGGUUCCGAAGACAUACGGCUCAGCGAACCCGAAUCGGACAGACAUUUGUACAGCAGUAGUGGCGCCGGGAGUCGCGGCCACUUGCCAUCCGCUCACACAUACCAUUCCUCAGCCCUGAGUGCACUCGAAAGCCAUUUGGUUGAACAGGAUUUGGCCUAUUUGUUGGGCUGUCACCGCCAAUCAGACCAUCACAUGGGUAUUCCUCCGCCGCCGCCACCACCGCAACAAUCAUCGACAUCGAGCUCCAUUCCGAUCGGUCCUCCGAGUCUGUGUCCGUAUACGCAAAAGAUACUGGAGUUGCAGCCGCCGUCGCCGUCGACCACCACCUCAACCACCACUUCCACAGUUCACGACCACAAUCGGGAAGACGACGAAAAUGGAAGUGCUUUGGACACUGACCUCAGCGGCGACGCCGCCUUUUAUGGUACGGGUGUUUGUCAGCCAAUGCUGAGGAGUGCCAGUGAAGAGGCCCUUCCCGUAAGCCUCUCCUGUGAUUUUACAGUUAGCGGACAAUUAAGUCUGAAAAAUAAAGACAUUUUCAAAUUAAGCUCUGAUUCAUACAAUGGCUGCCAAACUAAUCAAGUGUUUACCACGUCUGUAGUGCUUCCGACACAUUGUGCAGAGCAGGCAAUCACUGCCGGAACAGCUUCUGCCGCAACAAUUGCCGCAAGAGUUGCCACUUCAUCAGAUCCAAUACCUGCGCCGACUCUACCAACAGAUGCAAAGCCAGUCACUGCCGCCACAGCUCCAGACGGCCAACAAUUACUGCACUCUUCCGCGCCAUUGGAUCGAAAGAGUCCAAAGACAAUAUCGAGGUUUACCGUAACCCUCGUCGCCAAAGAAACCACUCUCGACGAGCCCACGACUGCCACCACUCCUCAACAAUCCAUUCCUCCGCAGUCACACAAAGACAAAGGCAAAGACAGCAAAAAGGCCACCAAAAAGAAAAGCAAGAAAAAGUAUCCCGAAUAUAAAGUGUGACUCUCUUUGACUGACAAACUCAUUGACUGACGACAAACACAUUUUACCGAUGAAUUAACUUAUUAUCAAAAGACAACGUUAUUAUACAAUAGUUCACAACAAAUUGAACAUCAAAUUCAUUCAACAUCUCAUCAAUUCGUUCACACAAUUAGGACUAAAAUUAUUAAAUAAAUUGUUUUUUGCAUUUUAUAAUAAAAUUGACA